AUGUUCAACCCUCGGUUCUUAGUUGUUAGCUUGGGAAAUCCUUUGCCGAAAUACCAAAGUCUUCAUUCAGCUGGUCACUUUGCUCUCAAUGGUCUCGCCAACGUUCUGCGCAACCCUUCAUUUCAAGAGAAGACUUUCGGGGGCCAAUCAUGCCUAGUAUCCCAAGGUCCAAAGUACACUCUAGUUCAAUCGCCCACUCUUAUGAACAUCUCUGGUCGCUUUGUUGCCCGUGCUUGGAGCGAUAUGGUCAAGCAACAAGACCCUUCAUCACUCAGUCUGAUCAUUUUACAUGACGAACUUGAGGCGAAGAAAGGUGCUGUUUCUCUCAGAGCCUGGGAUCGAAGUCCCAGGGGGCACAACGGCAUCAAGGACGUCAAAAACAAGCUGUCACAGGAUAAGUAUCCUACCUCACCGUUUGUGCGAAUAGCUGUUGGAAUAGGACGCCCCUCGGAUGGAGAAAGAGACAGAGGCACUGUCAGUGACUAUGUCCUUGACCGGAUCUCGAACGAGGAGAGGAGGGCUUUCGAGGAGGAUGAAGUACCACGCAUGGUCGCCGAACAGCUCAUGCAAGUGGAAAAGGAAUGGAAGGCCGAGCUUGAGCGAUGA
This is a messenger RNA of Fusarium venenatum, 606 nucleotides long. RefSeq names its product peptidyl-tRNA hydrolase. The record is from RefSeq and is a predicted model, not a curated record. Gene Ontology annotation, molecular function: peptidyl-tRNA hydrolase activity. Lineage: Eukaryota; Fungi; Ascomycota; Sordariomycetes; Hypocreales; Nectriaceae.